Messenger RNA from Suillus discolor, 1721 nucleotides. RefSeq lists its product as uncharacterized. The coding region runs from base 168 to 1265 and encodes 365 amino acids. Gene Ontology annotation, cellular component: nucleus. Gene Ontology annotation, biological process: regulation of DNA-templated transcription. The record is from RefSeq and is a predicted model, not a curated record. NCBI's taxonomy places the organism in Eukaryota, Fungi, Basidiomycota, Agaricomycetes, Boletales, Suillaceae. Gene Ontology annotation, molecular function: DNA-binding transcription factor activity, RNA polymerase II-specific; zinc ion binding. The transcript is spliced from 8 exons.
GCCCGAUCCAUUGUCGCUUAUGGACCGUAUGGGCACGGGAAAUCAGCGAUAUUCACUUUUUGAUCUGACUUUCUUCGUGUACAGAUCUCACACAACGGCCUCGAGGUAUUUAGGCUGUGUGAUAUAUAAAUCCGGGCUAUUCUGGCUUUUGAAUUAUUCACUUUACCAUGGAUGGUUUUCAAUUCAUUAUCGAGUCCCCUCAAGAGACCCAAGGUCACAAGAAACGCCCGCGUCUUGUGACUUCUUGUGAUAACUGCCGCCUCAAAAAAAUCAAGUGUCUGCAGUCAUCCCCCGAGACACAAUGUGAGGCCUGCAAGGCAGCGAAAAUCCCAUGCAAGUUUCGCGAUCGCGAACGAUAUUUUGCUGAGCGCAGUCGAGCCAUCGCGGGUCCCAGUUCCUCCCCAACGUACCAUGGAUUAUCGAGUAGAGUAACGAUCACGGCCUCAGAGUCUUCAGAGCGCUCUAAUUCGAGUAGUGCAAAUGAGCACGCCACUCCGGCAUCGACCGCGCACACGCCACCAUCGCAGGGAUAUGCCAACUCAAUGUCUCGCUCUCCGUCCUACUCCCCACCAGGAACAUCAUCCACAGACCAUGGUCGAUAUCAAACCUAUCCAGAUCAUUCGAGGCCUCCUACAACUCAUAGACAUACAACUGCAGGUGAUGAUCACAAUCGUCGAUAUGGAACUCCCGGUCCAGGUCAGGCAAUGGGUCGUUCCCAUACCACAUCGAGCGGCUACCGGCCAACUCAGGUCUUCGACCCCAUGAAUCCUCAGAUGCCACAACGUAGCUGGAUGCCCCAUUUCAUCCAGAUAUUCAUCAGUCAACUUGGCAGCCAAUGCGCGUUCAUGACUUAUGAUGACCUAUAUGAAAAAUUCCGACACCAGACUCUAUCCCCUCUACUCUCCAACUGUAUCGCAGCACUCGGCGCAAGGUUCUCUGACAUACCGGAUGUUGUCGCACGUGGUCCCCAGAAUGUUGCAGAUAUUUUCUGUGAGAACGCCAAGGAGAUGUUAUCCGCGGCACUUAACCAACCAUCUCUCGACGUUCUUCACGCUGUCAUCACCCUGGCAUGGACAGAAUACAAAACUGGUCGGCUUCUUGGAUUCCGACAAUACGGUGAUCUUGCCAUGAGAACCGCAAUGGCCAUAGGAUUGUCUGAAGAAUCCACCAGGCAAAUGAGCCCUUAUGACAGUUACCAAAAUCGUCUUCGUUUGACAUGGCAAAGUGUCUCUCAGUUGUACGCCUCAUCAGCUUUGUCGGGGUAAUUUUAACGGUCAACCGAUUUUUACACCCGCUGCACCAGCCAUGCCCCAGCCAUGCCAAAAUCUUGCUUUGUCAUUUAACUCCAAUUCUUAUGCCCCUCUUGCCUUGGUUAAGCCUUUGGGAAGACCUUUUGGUUUCUCAUUCCACUCGGAGACCGCUGGCAGGCUUCCUUCGUUGACCAUAUAUUUCGUGCUGCCUUUAUUUAUUCACCUGACACAUAUAUCAACUCACAUCAAUAAUACCACCAGACUGCAUGUUACAUUGAUUACAAUCACAUCCCUGUAUACACAGAUUUCCAAAGUUGAAACAACGUGCAAGAACAUCAGCUCCACGAGUUUGCAUCAUUGCCAGCUAACCUGUGCAUGCUGCGGCACAUCACCAUGGGAAGGUCGAUCAUCAUCAUCACCAUCAUGCUCAAGAUCAGCAGUUGGUUUACUAUCCAUAGAUUAAUCAUACGC